Thamnophis sirtalis is the source of this 2191-nucleotide messenger RNA. The record is from RefSeq and is a predicted model, not a curated record. NCBI's taxonomy places the organism in Eukaryota, Metazoa, Chordata, Lepidosauria, Squamata, Natricidae.
AAACAAACACACUUGCAUGAAAUAAGGACACAAUGGCUUUGGAUGUGGGGUGUAAAACAGAAGUCAUAUAACUGUGAGAGAUGUGGGAAUGACUUUGUUAGCCGUGCAGCUCUGAGGUAUCAUUUUCAUGCUAAACAUCUUGGGAAGGUUCAUUGUGAAACAUGCAGUGUAGAGAUUUUAUGUGGGGCUCCUUCACAUGAUUCAAAGGCUGAGCAUGAAGUGGUUCUUGUGAACAAUCAAAGGAGUUGCUGGAAUAUGACACUGAGAAGGGAAACAAAAUUUGUCGCCAUGGGAACAGCCACAUCUUGUCGAAUGUGCUGCAAGCAGUUUGGAUCAGUCCAUGCCAGGGAACACCAUGAGAAACAGAAGCACCACUUUACAGCCAAUAAAAGAGCUCAAAUGGCCACUAACUUUAAGCCUGAAAGCUUCUUGGAAUAUACAACACCAAUGGAGAUAAAUACAUUUGUGAAAAAAAACCUCAGACCCAUUUUGGGUCCAGUAAAGCUAGCCUGUACAUCAGAAGUUGAAGGCAUUAUUACAUUUAUCAAAGAAAUUUUUCCAUUGCCAAUAACUUCCAUUAUCAAGGGUGGUUCAUAUGUAAAAGGAACGGACACCCAAGACUUUUCUGAUGUGGACAUAGUUCUUUUUAGCAAAGCUUUUGCCAGUAUAGAAGACUGCCAAAGAACAACUCCAGAGGUCAUAGAAGAGUUAGGAAAUGCCCUGAUAAAAUCCUCAUGGACAAGGAGGUUAGUCAUGCAGAAACACACGAAGUUUUCCUUGAGGUUCUAUUUUAAGUGUUAUAAAAAUCACCAUGGCCACUCAUUUGACAUCAUGCCUUGCUAUGACAUGUUUGCAUCUGUGUUAUCAACAGGUCCAAAAGAGAGUUUUUAUCACAAGCUGUACCUCUGCAAUGAUGAUGAUAAGAUCCAGCUGUAUUCCAUGGCCUUAUUGAAAUACCAAGUUGAAUUUGUCAAAGCAUCAACAGAAACGGUGAAGGACUUCAUACGUUUAAUGAAGCACUGGUUCAAAACUUCAUUUGCUGAACCAACCAAAGAAAAUAAGUUUCGCAGGCUUCCUUCCUCCUAUACAAUUGAACUGAUCACCAUUUACGUCUGGGAACUGGCUGGAAAGCCCAUCUUUUUCAGCUUUGUACAGGGGAUGAGAGCUGUCCUGAAGCUUUUGACUCAGUAUCAAGAGAUAAGCAUCACAUGGCACAGACACUAUAGACCAAAUUUUCCAAUUUUUCAGAAAAUGUUUUUGAAGCAAAGCAGGCCAUUUGUGCUGGAUCCUGUUAACCCAACCUUCAAUGUGGGUGAAAACAGCAAUGCUUGGGAUGAAGUAGCCCAUGUGGCCAGACAGAGUCUCCUCAAGCCCCUCUUCAAUGGCAUAGCAGCAAAGGAGCCUUGGCUUUUUACAAACAACUGGUGAACUCAAGUAGAACUUUAUUACAAUCAGCAAGGACUUCUACUGCUAGGAGAAAACCACCAUAUGAAAAUGAAAUUUACAGAUGAAGAGCCAUGACACAUAUAUAUAUUAUUUUCAAUUUCCUCCCCGUUUCAAGAAUACAGUAGGAGGGCAGCUGGUGAAUCAGAGGAGCUGACAUUAACUGUGACAUUUUUUUCUAUUCCACUCCCCAUAUCCACAAACAUGCACCCAGUUUUUGUUUCUGCAACAUUCCACCCCAUGUUUCUAAGAUAAACAUAGGUUUAGAUUUGGUAAGAUAAGAAAUGUCAAGAGGAGAAAAUUUAGUUUGAAAGCAACUGGCAACAUUGGAUGCAAAUCAAUGGGCCUGACUGCUUAGAGAUUUCAGAAAACUCAUAUUUUAUGUCUAAAAUAAAAUCAGAUGAAAGAAGCCUUAAAAUAAGUUUUUAUGCCCCAGAGAAAUAAACAAUCACAGUAUGUCUCUUUUUUCUGUGGUUUACAUGUAUGCAAAACAUUCAUUUGCUUUAUUUUCUGAGAAGAGUUCAAACACUUUAUUUUACAGAAUUACUGUCCAAAUUCUACAGAUGAGGAUGAUCAAACAGAAUGCAUUAAUGAAAUACACAACAGCCAUUUUUAAUGUGAUGGUUCCUUCAUUUGCCCAUUCUUGUAAUUCUGUAUAGACAAUGGAUCUUACUUUAAUGCUAAAAUAAUUUGCUGUAGCACAAGGAUGACAACUACAGAUGAACAUUAAAAAAACCCACCCUAUUUA